Messenger RNA from Eublepharis macularius, 3362 nucleotides. RefSeq names its product carboxypeptidase X, M14 family member 1 (gene CPXM1). The coding region runs from base 83 to 2377 and encodes 764 amino acids. Gene Ontology annotation, biological process: proteolysis. The record is from RefSeq and is a predicted model, not a curated record. Lineage: Eukaryota; Metazoa; Chordata; Lepidosauria; Squamata; Eublepharidae. Gene Ontology annotation, molecular function: zinc ion binding; metallocarboxypeptidase activity. The transcript has 14 exons.
CAGAGGCCGGCCGGCCCCGGAGCUGCAGAGCGCUCCCACUCCUCUAGCAGCCGGGUCUGGCUUGGCCUGCCUCCCUCCCACCAUGCUGGCUUUCUGGGCAGCACUCCUGGUCUUCCUCUCUCAUGCAGCCUCAGUGGACGGGGCACCCCACCAGGUCACCCCCAGCCCUGCACAGAAGAAGCCUGGCACCACGGCCAGCCAGGGGACUGCUGUGCCCAGCCCAGCAUCCACCACCUCCUUUGCCUCCAGGAGCAACCAGGCAAGAGUGACAACCGGCCCAAGGCUGACAUCACCUGCUGGCAUCCAGACCACCCUUCCUUUCCCAAGAGAGGGUCUGGAAGAGCCCCUUUCCCAGCGCGAGGCCAAGAAGAAACCCCUCUCCACACCUGAGAAGAAAGCUGUGAAAAACUCUGUCCGCGUCAAAGUCAUCAAGAAAAAAGUCUUGAAGAAGAAAGUAAAGCCUUCUGUCGAAGCAUCGGUGGCAAAAGUGGAGCCACAAUGCCCUCCACUGGGACUCGAAUCUCUAAAAGUGAGGGACUCACAGCUCCGAGCUUCCAGCAUCAAGCGCCACGGCCUGGGGGCCCACCGGGGACGUCUCAACAUACAGUCUGGCAUCAGUGACGGCGACUUCUACGACGGCGGCUGGUGCGCAGGGCAUGAGGACAAGACCCAGUGGCUAGAGAUCGACGCCAGGCGGACGACGCUCUUCACAGGGGUCAUCACGCAAGGACUGAACUCCAUCUGGACUUACGAUUGGGUGACUUCCUAUAAGAUCCAGUUCAGCAACGACACUCAUACCUGGCAGCCAUGCAUGAAUGGAAGCGAGGAAGUGAUAUUCCCUGGAAACAAGGACCCUGAGACGCCGGUCCUCAACCUCUUCCCUGUUCCGGUGGUGGCUCGUUACAUCCGCAUCAAUCCUCAAACGUGGUUUGAGAAUGGGACCAUCUGCCUGAGGAUGGAGGUCCUUGGUUGCACCUUACCAGACCCCAACAACAUCUAUUACUGGGAUGAUGUACCAGCGACCAACGAUAAAUUGGAUUUCAGGCACCACAAUUACAAGGAUAUGAGAAAGCUAAUGAAGGAAGUAAAUGACGCCUGUCCCAACAUCACACGGGUGUACAGCAUCGGGAAGAGCUACCGGGGCUUGAAAAUGUACGUCAUGGAGAUAUCCGAUAACCCCGGGCACCACGAAGUAGGGGAGCCCGAGUUCCGCUACGUGGCCGGGAUGCACGGGAAUGAGGUGCUGGGCCGGGAGCUGCUGCUCAACCUGAUGGAGUACUUGUGCCAAGAGUUCCAAGCAGGCAACCCGCGUGUGGUCCGGCUCGUCACCGAAACCCGCAUCCACUUGCUGCCCUCCAUGAACCCGGAUGGCUACGAGACGGCCUACAAGCUGGGCUCAGAGCUGUCCGGCUGGGCCAUGGGCCGGUGGACUUACGAAGGCUUUGAUCUCAACCACAACUUUGCCGACCUCAACACGGCCCUGUGGGAUGCGGAGGACAACGAACUGGUGCCCCACAAGUUCCCCAACCACUACAUCCCCAUUCCGGAGCCCUAUACCUUCCCCAAUGCAACGGUUGCUCCAGAAACACGGGCCGUCAUCAACUGGAUGCAGCGCUACCCUUUCGUGCUCAGCGCCAACUUGCACGGAGGAGAGCUGGUGGUGACGUAUCCCUUCGACAUGACCCGCACCUACUGGAAAGCGCAAGAGCUGACGCCUACAGCCGACGAUGCCGUUUUCCGCUGGCUUGCAACGGUCUACGCCACCUCCAACCUGGCUAUGCUGGACGAUGACCGGCGGCUGUGCCAUUACGACGACUUCAUGAGAGAGGGCAACAUCAUCAAUGGGGCCAACUGGCACACAGUGGCUGGAAGUAUGAACGACUUCAGCUACCUUCACACCAACUGCUUCGAAAUCACGGUCGAAUUGUCCUGCGACAAAUACCCACAUGAGUCGGAGCUGCCCCGAGAAUGGGAGAACAACAAGGAGUCCUUGGUAGUCUACAUGGAGCAGGUCCGCAGGGGCAUUAAAGGCAUCGUCCGAGAUAAAGACACAGAAGAAGGCAUCGCAGACGCCAUCAUUUCGGUGGACGGCAUCAAUCAUGACAUCAGGACAGCCUUCGACGGGGAUUACUGGCGCCUGCUAAACCCCGGGGAAUAUGACGUCACAGCUGCGGCCGAGGGCUACCACUCUGUCACGCGGAGCUGCCGCGUCUCUUAUGAAGACAAUCCCACCAUCUGUGACUUCCGCCUGACAAAGACGCCCAAGCAACGACUGAGGGAGAUCCUGGCCAAAGGGGGCAAGAUCCCCAAAGACCUCGUCCUGCGCCUCCGCCAGCUGCGGCUACGAAAACUGCGAUCCCAGCGGAGAGCCCAGUGAGGAAGGAACAAUUUGGGCACCUCCAUGUUGUUCCAGGAUAAGGAAGAUUCUGUCAAAUCUCGGCUCUCCCGUCCCAUUUUAGCAGCUUCCUUCCUCCAUCCAAGACUUACAUCUUUGGAGGAGGGGGUAUCCUCAGCCCCCAACACCUGUGUUAUUUCUAAGAGGAGAAAAAUAUAUAUAUGUAAUUUCUGGGUGAGGAAAACUAUAUUGGGUCCUAAUAAACCCACAACACAAUCAAGGGGUGAAGAUCCCUUCAAAGUAAUGCUACCAUCUUAAGCCUCCCCGCGACACUAGAACUAGUGAUCAUGGCUUCUAGCAGGUGUAUAGGCCCCAAUCCAGAAGGCAUGCUUACGAGGUAUUAAUUCUGGAGUCAUGUAAGACUCCCUUUGAGGAGGCAGCAGCAGUAGUAUCUCUGCAGGAACUGCCCAUAUUCUGCAGCCUUCGUGGCUUACUUCCCGACUGAGAAAUUCUGAGCUGGAAGCUUUGGUUGACAUUCCCUGAGAAGUAGUAAGGGUCUCCGCUGACUGUUACGACACUUAUGUGUUAAUCUCAGAAGCAAGCAAACGGUGGCAACUCCCAAGCAUGAAAGUCCUAGAUGGCAGCCAACAAAUCAAAAACGGCAGCAGGUGAGAGUAUAGAACUGGGGCAGGCUGAACCUUCGUAAGGGGCGUUUUAUAGAACAUCUGGUGCGGCGUUCUUGAGCACAGAGGCCUGGGACGGGGGGAGAAGGCCAGUACCCACACCAGCCUGGGGUGCAUGACGGUCCUGUUCUGGCGGGCAGGCCCUGACUGGAACAUGCAGGACACGCCAUCCUGUCCCAUCAGCCCUGUGGGGGUGAACAUCGUGCCUUGACUAAAAGGGCCACAGGGAGGGAACCUGUUUGUAAGAACUGUUCAAAACAAAUGCUGGCAUUGAAGAGCCCUUGCUAGCCAAGUGGCGCUCAUACGGUAUGUUAUCAAAUAAACUUUUUUGCUAUUUAACCUUA